AUGAAAAGUUGUAAUAGUAUAAUUGUAUUAGCUCGUGAUGCUUCGACAGUUAUUCAUCCACCAACAGAUCAUUCACAUAUACCAGAUCCAAUUCAAGCAAAAGUUGAUGAAUUUAACAAUACGUGCAAAAAACGUGCAAGAGAAGAAACAACACCAAUAUCCCAAAUUCCUAAACAAGAAUUAGUUAAAUGUAGUUUAAAACACAAUGACAUAUCAUUUUUACCGUCAUAUUCAUCAAUUGAUUCAUUAUUUUAUCGUGAACGAUUAAAAAAUUAUCCAAAAUUACCAAAAUCAGUGUCAGAUCUUACGUUAAUUGGAAAGUGGGGGUACUGA
This is a messenger RNA of Didymodactylos carnosus, 333 nucleotides long. NCBI's taxonomy places the organism in Eukaryota, Metazoa, Rotifera, Eurotatoria, Philodinida, Philodinidae. The record is from the annotation of a GenBank genome assembly.